GAGCCUCUGAGCGCAGCGUCCCGGCCACCAAGAUUGAAAUUACCGUGUCCUGCCGGAACCUGCUGGACCUCGACACCUUCUCCAAGUCCGACCCCAUGGUGGUGCUUUACAUGCAGAGCCGGGCCAGCCAGGAAUGGCGGGAGUUUGGACGGACCGAGGUGAUCGACAACACGCUGAACCCAGACUUCCUGCGCAAAUUCGUCCUCGACUAUUUCUUUGAGGAAAAGCAAAACCUGCGCUUCGAUGUGUACAACGUCGACUCUAAAACCAACGCCUCCAAGCCGAAGGAUUUCCUGGGACAAGCUUUCCUGGCCUUGGGAGAGGUGAUCGGAGGCCAGGGCAGCCGUGUAGAGCGAGCCCUCACGGGUGUACCAGGCAAGAAGUGUGGGACCAUAUUGCUGACCGCAGAGGAACUUAGCAAUUGUCGGGAUAUUGCCACCAUGCAGCUGUGUGCAAACAAGCUGGACAAGAAGGACUUCUUUGGGAAAUCAGACCCUUUCCUUGUGUUCUACAGGAGCAAUGAAGAUGGCACGUUCACCAUCUGCCACAAGACAGAAGUUGUGAAAAACACGCUGAAUCCUGUGUGGCAGCCCUUCAGCAUCCCUGUGCGGGCAUUGUGCAAUGGAGACUAUGACAGAACAGUGAAGAUUGAUGUGUAUGACUGGGACCGGGACGGAAGCCACGACUUCAUCGGUGAGUUCACCACCAGCUACAGAGAGCUGAGCAAGGCCCAGAACCAGUUCACCGUGUAUGAGGUACUUAACCCCCGGAAGAAAUGUAAGAAGAAGAAAUACGUCAACUCGGGAACUGUGACACUGCUCUCCUUCUCUGUGGACUCUGAAUUCACUUUUGUCGAUUAUAUCAAGGGAGGGACACAGCUGAACUUCACAGUAGCCAUUGACUUCACAGCUUCCAAUGGGAACCCCCUGCAGCCCACCUCCCUGCACUACAUGAGUCCCUAUCAGCUCAGCGCCUACGCCAUGGCCCUCAAGGCAGUGGGAGAAAUCAUCCAGGACUAUGACAGUGACAAGCUCUUCCCAGCCUACGGCUUUGGGGCCAAGCUGCCUCCAGAGGGACGGAUCUCCCACCAGUUCCCCCUGAACAACAAUGAUGAGGACCCCAACUGUGCAGGCAUCGAGGGCGUGCUAGAGAGCUACUCCCAGAGCCUGCGCACAGUGCAGCUCUACGGGCCCACCUGCUUCGCACCUGUCAUCAACCAGGUGGCCAGGGCUGCAGCCAAGAUCUCUGAUGGUUCCCAGUACUACGUUCUGCUCAUCAUCACCGAUGGGGUCAUCUCUGACAUGACACAGACCAAGGAAGCCAUUGUCAGUGCCUCCUCACUGCCCAUGUCUAUCAUUAUUGUCGGUGUGGGACCAGCCAUGUUUGAGGCGAUGGAAGAGUUGGAUGGUGAUGAUGUGCGCGUGUCCUCUAGGGGACGCUAUGCUGAGCGGGACAUCGUUCAGUUCGUUCCAUUCCGAGACUAUGUCGACCGUUCGGGGAACCAGGUGCUGAGCAUGGCCCGACUAGCCAAGGACGUGCUGGCUGAGAUCCCAGAGCAGCUACUGUCCUACAUGCGCACCAGGGACAUCCAGCCUCGCCCUCCACCCCCUGCCAACCCCAGCCCAACACCAGCUCCAGAGUAG
Messenger RNA from Vicugna pacos (alpaca), 1643 nucleotides. NCBI's taxonomy places the organism in Eukaryota, Metazoa, Chordata, Mammalia, Artiodactyla, Camelidae. The record is from RefSeq and is a predicted model, not a curated record.